CUUUGGAUGCUGCUGAUUCCUCCUGGAUGCUUCUGAGCCCCCCUUGGACACAGCUGAGCCCCCCUGGAUGCUGCUGAGCUCCCCUGGAUGCAGCUGAUUCCUCCUGGAUGCAGCCGAGCCACCCUGGAUGCAGCUGAGCCCCCCUGGAUGCUGCUGGGAACCCUUGGAUGCUGCUGGGAGCCUUUGGAUCCUGCUGAGCCCCCCUGGAUGCAGCUGGGAGUCCUUGGAUGCUUCUGAGCCCCCCAGGACACUGCUGAGCCCCCCAAGCAUUGCUGAUUCCUCCUGGAUGCAGCCGAGCUCCCCUGGAUGCAGCUGAGCCCCCCCAGGACACGGCUGAGCCCCCCUUGAACACGGCUGAGCCCCCCAAGCAUUCCUGAGACCCUCUGGAUGCUGCUGAUUCCUCCUGGAUGCUGCUGAGCCCCCCUGGUUUCAGCUGAGCCCCCCUGGAUGCUGCUGGGAAUCCCUGGAUGCUGCUGAGCCCCCCCGUGCGGUUCUGAGCUCGGGGCUCCGCCGCCGGUGAGGCCGGAGGGAUCCGUACCGGGCACCCCCCGCUCCUUCAGCCCCGGCUCCGUUAUCCUGAGGAAUCUCCCGGCUCCGUUAUCCCGAGGGAUCUUUCUCUUCCGGCUCCGUUAUCCCGAGGAAUCUCCUGGCUCCGUUAUCCCGAGGAAUCUCUCUUUCCCGGCUCCGUUAUCCCGAGGAAUCUCCUGGCUCCGUUAUCCCGAGGAAUCUCUCUUUUCCGGCUCCGUUAUCCCGAGGGAUCUCCCGGCUCCGUUACCCCGGGAUCCCUCCCAGCCCAUCCCGGCCCCGUUAUCCCGGGAUCCCUCCCAGCCCAUCCCGGCUCCGUUAUCCCGGGAGAUCUCUCUCUCCCGGCCCCGUUAUCCCGGGGAUCCCUCCCAGCCCAUCCCGGCCCCGUUAUUCCGGGGAUCCCUCCCAGUCCAUCCCGGCCCCGUUAUCCCGGGAUCCCUCCCAGCCCAUCCCGGCCCCGUUAUCCCGGGAUCCCUCCCGGCCCCGCUCCCAGCCCAUCCCGGCCCCGUUAUCCCGGGAUCCCUCCCGGCCCCGCUCCCAGCCCAUCCCGGCCCCGUUAUCCCGGGAUCCCUCCCGGCCCAUCCCGGCUCCGUUAUCCCGGGAUCCCUCCCAGCCCAUCCCGGCUUUCCGGAGCUUUGCCUAAUCCGGGCUCAGCCGUGCGGGCGAUGCGUGACCGGCCCUGACCCGGCCCGGCCGGACCCGCUCGGAGCUGCCCCGGGAAACUCCGCCGGGAGGAUCCAAAAUUCCCUGGAAAACCGCGCCGAGGCUGCCGGUGGCACUUGGAGAAUCAUCCAGUGGCUCAGUGCUGAGGGAAUUCUGUGGGAGCAUGGCUGGAGCAGGACACGGGGUCAGGGCACGGAAUGCAGGCAGUGAUGCGGGCUGCUCCUCCCUGCCCGCCCGGUGGAUCGGUGCCCGGGGGCUGUGACGCCGCCGCGCUCCCUGGCCAUGAGGAGGUUUGGCUACUGCCGGGUGGUGUUGGCCACCUCGCUGCUCUGGCUGCUGCUGGACGUGUUCCUGCUGCUCUACUUCAGCGAGUGCAACAAGUGCGAGGACAGCAAGGAGCGCUCGCUGCUGCCCGCGCUGCGGGCCGUGAUUUCCCGGAGCCAGGAGGGCCCGGGGGAGAUGGGCAGGGCCGUGCUCAUCCCCAGGGAGGAGCAGGAGAAGAUGAAGGAGCUCUUCAAGAUCAACCAGUUCAACCUCCUGGCCAGCGACCGCAUCGCGCUGAACCGCAGCCUGCCCGACGUGCGGCUGGACGGGUGCAAGAGCAAGGUGUACCCGGAGGAGCUGCCCAACACCAGCGUGGUGAUCGUGUUCCACAACGAGGCCUGGAGCACGCUGCUCAGGACCAUCCACAGCGUGCUGGAGCGCUCCCCGCCGCGCCUGCUGGCCGAGAUCGUCCUGGUGGAUGAUGCCAGCGAGAGAGAGUUUUUGAAGGCCUCCCUGGAGAAUUACGUGAAGAAACUGGGGGUGCCCAUCCGAAUCCUGCGGAUGGAGCAGAGGUCGGGGCUGAUCCGGGCACGGCUCCGAGGGGCUGCAGCUUCCAAGGGCCAGGUGAUCACGUUCCUGGAUGCCCACUGCGAGUGCACCCUGGGCUGGCUGGAGCCGCUGCUGGCCAGGAUCAAGGAGGACAGGAAAACCGUGGUGUGCCCCAUCAUCGACGUCAUCAGCGACGACACCUUCGAGUACAUGGCGGGCUCGGACAUGACCUACGGCGGCUUCAACUGGAAGUUGAAUUUCCGCUGGUACCCCGUGCCCCAGCGGGAGAUGGAGCGCAGGAAGGGGGACAGGACCCUGCCCGUCAGGACCCCAACUAUGGCUGGUGGCCUGUUUUCUAUUGACAGGAGCUACUUUGAAGAGAUAGGAACUUACGAUGCAGGAAUGGAUAUCUGGGGUGGCGAGAAUCUUGAAAUGUCCUUUAGGAUCUGGCAGUGUGGAGGCUCCCUGGAGAUCGUCACCUGCUCCCACGUGGGACACGUCUUCCGCAAGGCCACCCCCUACACCUUCCCGGGGGGCACCGGCCACGUCAUCAACAAGAACAACCGGCGGCUGGCCGAGGUCUGGAUGGACGACUUCAAGGAUUUCUUCUACAUCAUCUCUCCCGGGGUGGUGAAGGUGGAUUAUGGAGAUGUUUCCGUCAGGAAAGCCCUGCGGGAGAGGCUUGGCUGCAAACCCUUCUCCUGGUACCUGGAGAACGUCUACCCCGACUCGCAGAUCCCGCGGCGCUACUACUCCCUGGGAGAGAUCAGGAAUGUUGAAACCAACCAGUGCUUGGACAACAUGGGCCGCAAGGAGAAUGAAAAAGUGGGAUUUUUCAACUGCCACGGCAUGGGAGGGAACCAGGUGUUUUCCUACACGGCGGACAAGGAGAUCCGCACGGACGACCUGUGCCUGGACGUGUCGCGGCUCAACGGCCCCGUCCUCAUGCUCAAGUGCCACCACCUGAGGGGCAACCAGCUCUGGGAGUACGAUGCCGAGAAGCUGACCCUGAGGCACCUGAACAGCAACCAGUGCCUGGCGGAGCCGUCGGAGCAGGACCGGCUGGUGCCCACCAUGCGCGAGUGCGGCGGCGGCCGCGCCCAGCAGUGGCUGCUGCGCAACAUGACCCUGGCGGCCUGAUUCCCGCCCUCAUCCCGCUCUUCCCGCUCUUCCUGCCGCACCCAGCAGUGCCCAGCCCGCUCCCCACCCCAGCAGAGGCACCCAGGGGUGCCCUUGGACUCCUCCAGGCCUCCAGGUGAUCCAAGGUCUGCAGUGACAACGCCAGCGGGCUCCGGAUUCCAGAGGCAGCAGCUGACCUCGGAGAAGUUGGGAUAUGGAAGUGUCACUGUCACUCCAGAUUCCAGAGGCAGCCACUGACCUUGGAGAAGUUGGGAUAUGGAGGAAUUGCUGUCACUCCAGAGAUUCCAGAGGCAGUGGCUGACCUUGGAGAAGUUGGGAUAUGGAAGUGUCACCAUCACUCCAGAGAUUCCAGAGGCAGCAGCUGAACUCGGAGAAGUUGGGAUAUGGAAGUGUCACUGUCACUCCAGAGAUUCCAGAGGCAGCCACUGACAUUGGAGAAGUUGGGAUAUGGAAGUGUCACCAUCACUCCAGAGAUUCCAGAGGCAGCAGCUGAACUCGGAGAAGUUGGGAUAUGGAGGAGUUGCUGUCACUCCAGAUUCCAGAGGCAGCCACUGGCCUUGGAGAAGGUGGGAUAUGGAAUUGUCACUGUCACUCCAGAUUCCAGAGGCAGCAGCUGACCUCGGAGAAGUUGGGAUAUGGAAUUGUCACUGUCACUCCAGAGAUUCCAGAGGCAGUGGCUGACCUCAGAGAAGUUGGGAUACGGCACUGGGAGCCAUCCUGGGAGCUGUGUCCCGAGCUGAUGGGAUGUGCUGGGCUCUCCUGGAGAAGAUCCUGGAAGAAUAUCCUGGAGGACCUUGGGUGGUCUCUUGUGCCCAGUGGGAUUUGACAGCACCAAAGCUUCCUGGGUUGUGCUGGGAAAAUCCGGGAUCCAGUGUUGGGAAAACCAGGCCAGGACUGCGCUUCAGCAGGAGCUCCAACAGAUUCCAACAGGAAUUCCCACAGGAGACACGGGAACGCUGGAGUGACACUGGUGGGACCUCGGAGUGGCACUGAGGGAGCUGUCCCCUCCUUCCAUGGGAUGGAGCUGUCCAAAGCUGAGCCCUCUGGAGCUUGCAGGGUCUCCAUCCCUCCAUCCCAACGCAUCCGUGAUUCCCUGAAUCCCACCAGGCCACAGGCACAGCUCCAUCCCUGGAUCCACCCCCAGCUCUGCCUCCAGGUGUUCCCGCUCCCAGAGGAAUCCCAGAGCUCCUUUCUGCCUCUGGGAAUUUCAGGAAUUUCAGGAAUUUCAGGAAUUGGGGGGCUCAGUCCUUUUGUGGGUGUGGCCGUUCCUGCUGGGAUGUGGGGACAGGGACAUUCCUGGAAUGUGCUGGGGACAUUCCUUUGGGAGCCACCCCAAAUGCAGCUGUGGCUCUCUGGGCCGGGAUUUUGGGAAUUCUCGCUGCCCAGAGACAGAAAUCCCAGGGCAGCGGGAUCCCAGCACGGGUAAGUGGGGAAAUAUUUCCCAGGAUUUCCCUGACAAUUCCCAAAAAUCUCUGUAAAAUGCUCUGGUGAUUAAAAAUGCUGGUAUUUUCUGUA
This is a messenger RNA of Taeniopygia guttata (zebra finch), 4656 nucleotides long. The record is from RefSeq and is a predicted model, not a curated record. NCBI's taxonomy places the organism in Eukaryota, Metazoa, Chordata, Aves, Passeriformes, Estrildidae.